AUGUGGUGCCCCGGCGUCGACAACGGGUGCAGCAACAGGGCCAAGGACGGCUGCGACGGCUACUGCGGCACACAUUACAACGUGAUAUUGCGCCGCCUGGGCGGCGGUGGUGGCGGCGGUGGUGGUGGCGCCAGCCGCAGCGCCUUGGCCAGCGCGGCGCCUGCUGAGCUGCUGUGCCCCGGCGUCGACAACGGGUGCAGCAACAGGGCCAAGGACGGCUGCGACGGCUAUUGCGGCACACAUUAUAACGUGAUACUGCGCCGCCUGGGCGGCGGCGGUGGUGGCGGCAGUGUCGGCGCCAGCCGCAGUGCCUCGGCCAGCGCGGCGCCUGCUGAGCUGCUGUGCCCCGGCGUCGACAACGGGUGCAGCAACAGGGCCAAGGACGGCUGCGACGGCUAUUGCGGCACCCACUACAACGUGAUACUGCGCCGCCUGGGCGGCGGCGGUGGUGGUG
Messenger RNA from Monoraphidium neglectum, 454 nucleotides. RefSeq lists its product as hypothetical. The transcript has a single exon. Lineage: Eukaryota; Viridiplantae; Chlorophyta; Chlorophyceae; Sphaeropleales; Selenastraceae. The annotation marks the transcript as partial. The record is from RefSeq and is a predicted model, not a curated record.